Molecule: messenger RNA, 3615 nt
Organism: Anopheles nili
Lineage: Eukaryota; Metazoa; Arthropoda; Insecta; Diptera; Culicidae
Gene: Eps-15
Product: epidermal growth factor receptor substrate 15-like 1
Exons: 12
Coding region: 1-3615 (1204 amino acids)
Biological process (GO): endocytosis; endosomal transport
Cellular component (GO): cytoplasm; clathrin coat of coated pit; plasma membrane
Molecular function (GO): cadherin binding; calcium ion binding
Source: RefSeq, a predicted model, not a curated record
AUGCCCGACAUUGUGAAGAUCGCAGGAGACCAUAUCCUUAUAUACGAAGCUUACUAUAAACAGCUGGACCCAAAAGAAUCGAACGAAAUCGGUGCGCUAGAUGCGGCAAAAUUCCUCAAGAAGUCCGGCCUUAGUGAUGUCGUGCUCAGUCGCAUUUGGGAUAUGUCGGAUCCGAACGGCAAAGGGUUCCUGACGAAGGAGGGAUUUUUCGUUUCACUAAAGCUGAUCGGUUUGGCACAAGAAGGAUCUGAUAUUAACCUGAAAAACAUCUACAAUUUGCUAUCGAAACCGCCGAGAGUGGGUGAUUUACCAAAGGUGCCCGCACAGGUAAAAAUGCUCCCAGCCGAAAGCAUGGACUGGGCGAUGAAACCGGAAAAGCGGCAACAGUACGAGCAACUGUUCGAUUCCUUGGGACCCAUGAAUGGACUGCUUCCGGGUGCAAAAGUACGAAUGACCUUGAUGAAUUCAAAACUGCCGGUCGACACGCUUGGUCGCAUCUGGGACUUGGCCGAUCAGGAUCGUGAUGGCAGCCUCGAUAAGCACGAGUUUUGCGUAGCCAUGCAUCUGGUGUACGAGGCGUUGGAUAAGCGCGCCAUUCCAGCCGUACUACCACCGCAAUUGCAGCGUAAUUACAGCUCACAAUCGGCACCGAACGGUGGCGGGUUCGAUGCCUUCGGUAGCGGUGCUGCUGACGGAGGAGGAUUUGUGGCCAAUUUUCCGACCGACAUUGCACCACCACCGGUAGUGCCACCGUUGCCAGCCGCCCUUGCCCGACCGCCACCGAUGGCAGGAAUGGCUCCUGUUAUCCCACCCGUGCCGAUGGUGCCGUUGAUUUCGGGAUCCGGUCCGUUGGAGGUGACCAGCUGGGUCGUAUCUCCGCUGGAGCGCUGCAAGUACGAGGAAAUUUUCAACAAGAGCGACACCGAUCGAGACGGGCUCGUGUCGGGAUUGGAGAUCAAAGACGUGUUUAUUCAAUCUGGAGUUACACAAGGCAAGUUAGCGCAUAUCUGGGCGCUCUGCGAUACACACCAAUCGGGCAAACUGAAGUUGGAAGAGUUCUGUUUAGCCAUGUGGUUUGUCGAUCGCGCUAAAAAGGGCAUCGAUCCGCCACAGGCACUGGCUCCGAACAUGGUUCCGCCGAGUUUGAGAAAAAGCUCCAUCAUCCAACCACAGGAACCGGCACAACCGACAUACAGCAACCCCGAGCUCGAGAUGAUAUCCAAAGAAAUUGAUGAGCUUGCCAAAGAGCGGCGUCUGCUGGAACAGGAGGUUGCCCAGAAGGAGGCUGACGUACGAAUCAAGAGUGGGGAGCUACGCAGCUUACAAAGUGAACUGGACACGUUAACGGCAACAUUGAAGCAACUGGAAAACCAAAAAGGUGAAGCACAAAAGCGUUUGGAUGAUCUUAAGAAUCAGCAAGUAGAUGUAGAUCAGGCCCUGCAAGGGGUAGUGUGCAGCAUUGACGAUGCCCGUCAACAGGUUAACAAAAUUCGAGAACAGUGCCAGAAGCAAGAAGCAACGCUCAAGGAGCAAGAAGGUGAGCUGGACUCGCGCCGUUCCGAGUUGCAGAAGUUAAAGGAUGAGGAACAAUCGCUUGAAAAAGAGUACAACGCAGGCACCAAAGAGGUCGACAAGCUUACGUCACAGCUGCAAGAUACGCAGCUAGAGAUUAGCCAGGUUAAAGCCAUGGUUACACAGAUCCAGGAAUACCAGCGCCAAAUGACGGAUGCCCUGUCGAUGUUCCGUUCUGCGAUCGAUUCAAACGAUCCGAUUCUGGUGUCCGAUUACUCGCUCAAGAUCGAACCGGAGUUCCGUGAAGCCAAACUGGCGCUUGAAGAAAAAGAGGUAGAGAAUGCGAACAAGCGUGAUCCGUUCGGUGACAACAGGUCGAACGGAUUUAAUCCUGAGGAAACGGAAACCGGCUUCGGGGAUGAUUUCAAAGCCAACGGUUUCACCACCCAGUUUGACACAAGUUCGAAUGGAGGCUUCCACCACGGUACCACCGGAGGUUUCGGUGACGAAGGAUUCGGGGCGUUCGGUGCGAAAACCAACGCCACAGGUGCGGAUCCGUUUGCGUCUGCUGCAUCCGAUCCAUUCGGCGAACGGAAAGGCAGUGGAGUAGAGCCCUCCAAAGAUGAGUUCGGAUGCGAUCCGUUUGCCAUACUUCACGCUCCGACCACUGCCGGUCAAGCACUGUCACCAAGUCCCAGCAAAUCCACUGCUCCGCCUCGUCCGGAAUCGCCGAGUCCAGCCUUGCCACCUAAGAAGGCGAAGCAACCGCCACCGCGGCCGGCUCCGCCACGACCAAUGCAGGGUCCUACACCUACCAAACCUGCACCACCGGCGUCGGAUGCUUUCGGUGAUAGUAGCGGCGGUGGCAGCUUUGCCAACUUUGCCGACUUCGACAAUAAGAAUCUCAAACCCACGAGCUCACAAGCGCAAGGAUCUUUUGCAUCCAGCGAUCUCGCGUUUGGUAGCAACCGGUCGUUGACGGGUAAUUCAUUGUCGUCCGUCUCCGGAACACCAACCGCCAUGAUAACCAUCGAAGCACCCACGCCACCAGGGCCAGUCGUCUCUCCAGUCGCAAUGCCAAUUGCUGCGGUUCACCUUUCGGCUGCACCAACUCCCACGCCGGUUGCUGACUUUGCGGAUGAUCCGUUCAAGGACUACCGGUACGAGGAUCCGUUCAGCAUCGAGGAUCCGUUCGCUGACACCGAGGAUAAUGCAACGCCAUCCGAUGAUCCUUUUGCAUCCGUUUCCAAUCCGGGAAGCAACAACAACAACGUCCUAUCGAGCGGAUUUGAUGCCAAGUUCAGCAAGUCUUCCAACACCUCGGUGGAGGAGCUGGACGAGUUGUUCCGAGGUGUCCGUAUGGAGGCAGAUGGCGCACACAAUACCGGCACUAGUCCUUUCGGGUUAAAUAGCAGCAACAACCGACUGAACAAUAAUACUCUCUCCAGCGGGGGGUCGAUUGAAAGGACGAAAUCGUCAAUCUCCCAUACCGGCCCUGCGGCAGACCCGUUCGAUGCAUUUAACGAUAACUUCACGAAGAACACCAACAAAACAUCCGAUUCGUUGUUCGGUGCGUUCGGUAAUGGUAGCGGCGAUGUGAAGAACAAAAGCAGUGCUAGCAGUGACAUCCUGUUCGAUGCAUUCCGCACUACGGCUACCUCUCCGGCGUCAGUUCUUUCCGUAAUGGCUGUCUCGUCACCUGCUGUUGCGGUGACAUCGGCGUCUUCGGUGAAAUCCUUCGAGGACGAGUUCUCCAAGAUGGACACCGCAAAUGUGCUCAACAACAACACGAGCAUGGCGGCCGCGUUUGGCAAUGGCAACGAGUUUGAGGCCAAGUUUGACGAUGCGUUUAGUGCAUUUAGUAAUGGCAAUAAUUCAAACAGCAAUCACUAUGGUAUCGCAUUUGGGGCGACACUUCCGCCUCCGGCUAGCAAAACGAAAGUGACAGCAAAUGGGCCUUCGACGGGUAGUUUAAAGAAGGUACCCAACAGCGUCGAUGCUUCCGGCACACAGCCGGACAGAUUUAACGCUGAUUACUCGAAAGGGGACUCAUUCGAUGCGGAUCUGCAGGCGGUGCUGCAGCGUUCGCUGGUCGAGAAGUGA